Bombus huntii is the source of this 1698-nucleotide messenger RNA. Its product is annotated as ras-related protein Rab-34-like. The transcript is spliced from 7 exons. The coding region runs from base 485 to 1288 and encodes 267 amino acids. Gene Ontology annotation, molecular function: GTPase activity; GTP binding. The record is from RefSeq and is a predicted model, not a curated record. Lineage: Eukaryota; Metazoa; Arthropoda; Insecta; Hymenoptera; Apidae.
AAAAAAAAAAUAUUUUAACACGAUAAUGCAAUUUAAUAAAAAAAGAAUAUUUGCACAUACAUUUUACAUUUUGGUAUUGGUAUUUUAGAUAACUUUUACUUAUCGAAAACUUAUGAGAAAAAUUUUAUUUUAAUUCUAGAAUAUGUAAUUGAUUUGUAGCAGAGUAAAUUAGAUGGUAUACACCUGCCGUAGCAACCAAUGUUUUCAUUUAGUUCAAAAUUACUUAUGUUAGCAAUGGGUAGGCAACAUAUAACACGCAAAUGCUUCUCUAGUUCUUACUGUAUAAAUAUAUAUUUAAACAUAGCAUAAAUAUUAAACAUAUGAAGUCUUCAAAUGUGUAUUGUACUCAUGUUUCAAAGUGAAAUUAUAUAAAUAAAAUAUAAUAUAAUAAUUUAUAAAUAUAUAUUGUAAAUAUAAAAGGCUGUACAAUUGUAUAUAUUUGCAUUACAAUAUAAGAAAUAUUGAGCAGUAUACAGUGUAAAUAAUGUUAGAAACACGUUCAGCUAUUUACAAAAUGAUUGAAGUGGCACGUGAUGAUAGACAGGUUAAUAAUUGGCCACCACCAUUUUCAUCUGAUAUGACGAAAUAUAAUGAAAGAGAUUUUGAUCCAAUUGUUAGACGUUCAUGCAAAACGAAACGCGUAUCUUUGAAAAUUGCAAAAGCAAUUGUAAUUGGCGAUGUUUCGGUUGGAAAAUCAUGUCUAGUAAAUCGAUUUUGCCACAAAAUAUUUGACAAUAACUAUAAAGCAACAAUCGGUGUUGAUUUUGAAGUAGAAAGGUUUGAUAUUCUGGGUGUACCUUUUCAUUUACAAAUAUGGGAUACUGCGGGGCAAGAAAGAUUUAAAUCCAUCGCUGCAUCUUAUUACAGAAGUGCAAAUGUAAUCAUGGUUGUUUUUGACUUGGCCAACUUAAUAUCUUUGGGACACUGUCAACAAUGGUUAAAUGAAGCUGCUCAAAGUAACACGGAGCCAUAUUACAUAUUCUUAAUAGGCACAAAACGAGAUUUACUGUCCAAUCAGGUAUAUACAAUAAUGGAAAAACGAGCGGCUGAAGUAGCGCGGAGAAUGAAAGCUGAGUUUUGGGCUGUUUCCGCUAGAACUGGAGACGGUGUAUCAGAAUUAUUCACAAGAGCAACCGUAUUAUCUUUUCAUGCCAUGAUUCUACAUGAGUUACAAAAUAUGAAGCCGGAAUCAAUUAACAUUGGUUCCGAUUUAAUAACUUUAAAUGAUCAACGAGAAAGGAUUAAAACAAGGAAAAGAAGAAAUACUUGUUUCGAUUGUUCAACGUGAAUGAUAUUUCUCAGAAAUUUAUUAACCACUAAAACUGGCUCAUGAACAAUAGUAUCAGGUACUAAGAUUUUAAUUGAGACAAAGUAAUAUAUAUGUGGUAGAUAUAUCUGCAAUAUGUAAUUCAUACUGUUAAUUUAUAUCGUGUAUGGAUAUUCUGAGUAAUUUUGCAUGUUCAUAUUUCUAAUAAAUGCAUAAAAAUCCAAAAAAUAAUAAAUCAUAAAAAUAAUAAUCAGUCUAAUUAUCAAAAAUAGAUUUAUUAUCGUAACGUUGUUCAAAUACCCCGCGCGUGAAACAAUCUUCCGGCUACGUAACGUAUAUGGACUCCAUCCGGCAGUCUUUCUUUCUUUCUUACUCGCACUUGUCUGUCUUUCUCGAGAUCGGAUUUACUCGGAAAAAGUACGUUCUUUACU